AUUCUGGGUAGGGCCCGGGGAAGUGCGGUGGAUCUGGGUCUCUAUUUUCAAGACACCAGGAUCUGUCGUUGAGUGAAAAGAUCAUGGAUACAGGCCAACAAGGAGCCCCAGGUAGGAAGCCACUAGACCGUCCACAGACUCCAGAUGAACUGAAAUUUUACGCUCGGAAUUACACCUUGCUGGCGGUCUUGGCGCUGAUUCUUUUCCUGCCCUUUGGGCUGUUAGCCCUAUACUUCAGCCACCAGACCAACGAAGCCAAUAAAUGCAGCGCCUGGGAAGACGCCUACCGGAACUCAUCUCGAACUAUGUGGUUUAAUAUGUUGGCCAUACUAGCCUUUAUAGGCAUCAUUUAUGUAUUUGCCCUAGUCCUAUGAAAGCUAGACACCAGCAUCUACAGGCUCCUCCCCCAACAGACAUGCUCACUUAGACUUUGACCAGCCAUCAAGAAGAAACUCAGAGCUUCAGAAAUGCCCUUGCCAAGAAACCCACCAACCAAAAAACUCAACAUCCAACAAACGGCCCCAGGCAGGCCACCUGACUACACUCCACCAGUUCAUUCUCAUUUGUCUUCCACGGCUGUCUCUACGGCUCAAGUUCAAAAUCUGCAUAAGCCACUAAGCUGCUCUUUCAUGAAAAAAAAAAUCACAUUUCAGAGCCCAAUAAAAUUGAAGGGACUAUCCUGGC
This is a messenger RNA of Mus caroli (Ryukyu mouse), 684 nucleotides long. RefSeq names its product transmembrane protein PMIS2. Gene Ontology annotation, cellular component: membrane; intracellular membrane-bounded organelle. The record is from RefSeq and is a predicted model, not a curated record. NCBI's taxonomy places the organism in Eukaryota, Metazoa, Chordata, Mammalia, Rodentia, Muridae.